AUGCUUCGGACACUUCAAAGGGCUUUGAGAGCCCAAGUUCGACAUGCUGCUACCGCAAGCGAAACAGCAGUCUCUACGUCGCCCAAGUUUGAAAUCACUAGUGAACUGUUCGAUGACGUUCAAAAUCGGGUGAGCCAACAUGGUCGGACAAUUGCAAAAAUUCUUAUCACUUUCCAAGACAAGGAUGGUACCAAAAAGGAGUUUCUGAUGAACAAGAAUCUCUCCACUCCUUAUGACUGCACUAAGCAUGUAAAUAUGCUGCUCGCGAAAAGAUCUGCUUUAGCGAUUAUUACGUAUCCUAAUAAAGAUCCCCAACUAGAAAGCAUGAACGAACCUUUUCGUGAUGAGUGUCAGUUUGAGUUAGCUGACUAUCAAACGGAACAGUACGCUGAGGCUGUGAAUCAGACAUAUUGGCGGUCCUGUUGCGUUGUGCUUGCCGCAGGUCUAAAGAAAGGCUUGAAAGACAAUGUAGUGAUUUCUAAGCUGCAUGCUGAAGUGCCACAAUCUUUCUUCGCUGUAGACAUCGAGAAUUUGAGGAGUCAACUUUCGCUGGAUGACCUGAAAGACUUGGCCGCAUUUGUUCGAGCUGAUUUCAUUGAUAAAGGCAUUUUAUUCGAGACGGUGACGUUACCUCAGGAAAUGGCCCCUGAUUAUGGAUUUGAUUCAGGCAUGCGUCUGUGUCGACUGGGUGAUUUCGUUACAAGAGUCGAUGGUCCCGUGAUCUCUCGAACUGACCAAAUUGGUCGGUUUGCUAUUGUAAAGGCUCUGGCGAAGGAAGGGUUCACUCGUGUGGGAGGAGUUUCACUUCCUGCCGCUAUGAAGUGCUCGUCAUUCUCAUGGGAAACGAUAAUGGAUAACGCCAGAGAUAAGAUUACGUGA
This is a messenger RNA of Ostertagia ostertagi, 879 nucleotides long. The record is from the annotation of a GenBank genome assembly. Lineage: Eukaryota; Metazoa; Nematoda; Chromadorea; Rhabditida; Trichostrongylidae.